UCUGAACGCCGGACGCCGUCACCGUCAGUCCCAGUCGUAGCUCGUUGUAGCGUAUAAGUAUGUACUAAAUACUGACUGCAUAGUCGGGCAGUAGUAGCGCGUAGCAGCAGCGUCGGUGGAUGGAAAAUGGCGGACGGUGACAUUGAUCUGUACGCCGACGAUCUCGAACAGGAUUUUGCACAGGUCCAAAAUGAGUUUACUGGUGAUGGCGUGGAUCUGUAUGACGAUGUAAUUGCCACAGCCCCUGGCAAUAAUGAACGCGGUACAUCAGAAAGUAGCGAAAGGGAAAAGGAGCCAACAGGGAAUGAAGAAACCAAUGGUAGUGCACCAUAUCACCAAUUGGGAAAUAAUAUACAGCCAAAUCAAAUUGGUAGAAGACAUCAGUUAUAUGUUGGCAAUUUGACUUGGUGGACAAGUGACCAAGACAUCGCAGAUGCUGUGCAGAGUGUUGGAGUGCCAGAUUUCAUUGAAGUGAAAUACUUUGAAAAUCGUGCCAAUGGCAGAUCAAAAGGAUUUUGUGUUAUUACACUAGGUUCAGAGCAGAGUGUGAGAUUGUGUAUGGAAAGAUUACCCAAAAAGGAAUUGCAUGGUCAAAAUCCAGUUGUAACCUAUCCAAGUAAAAUAGCUCUGAAUCAGUUUGAAUCACAAUGCAAAUCGCGACCGACACCACCUACUCAGCAAGGUCAAGGACAACGACCACACAAUUCUCAUCAUCAGCAGUCAAUGCCACCCCAUCAGCAUCCUGCACAUUCACAGCACCCCCAACAUUCUCAGCAAAACCACGGUCCAAGGAUGAUGAUGGGACCACCUCAAGGUCAGAUGAGACCUGGACAGAGAAUGCCACCAGGUGGCGGUCCACCGGGUAUGGGACCAGGUCCAGGAGGUCCUCCUCAACAAGGACCUCCAAGGAUGCAUGGUUCACCUAUGGGUCCUGGUCCUGGCUCUCAUCAUCCCAUGCAGGGACAUCCGAACCAAGGUCCACCACCUCCUGGUUAUGGCCAACAGGGACCUUGGAAUGGACCUCGGCCGAAUGGACCACCAGGACCUCCACGAGGACCUGCAGGUCCUGGAGGACCACCUCCUCCACAGCAAGGUCCACCGCCUGGCCCUGGCCAAGGAAGACCUCCUGGCAUGUAUGGACCUCAUGGCGGACCCCCCGGACCACCUGGUCAAGGCAUACCCCGGGGACCACCUGGACAUCCAGGUGCACCUCCUGGUAUUGACCCGCGAGGAGCUCCGCCACGCCCUGAAUGGAAUCGUCCACCAGCAGGCCCGGGAGGACCGCCGCCGGGUCACGGAGGUCCUCCACAAGCACCACCGCAAGGACCUAUACCCGGCUCUGCGCCUCACGUGAAUCCUGCAUUCUUUCCACAAGGUCCCCCACAUCAGCAUCCUGGCCAGCAUCCUGGCGCUGUUAGAUUACCACCUCCUGGACCUCCUGGACCACCACACGCGCCUCCACAUGCACCUCCACAUGGUUAUGGACCGCCAGCUGCUCAGCCUCUGUCACAGCCACCAUAUGGAGCGCCCGGACCUGACCAUCGUUCUGACGGACCACCACCACUGUCGGACCAAGAAGUCGAAGAGAUUAUGGGACGUAACAGGACGGUGUCAUCUUCAGCGAUCGCUCGUGCAGUGUCAGAUGCAGCAGCUGGCGAGUAUGCGAGUGCCAUUGAGACAUUGGUGACAGCUAUCUCGCUGAUCAAACAGUCAAAGGUUGCUGCUGACGACCGAUGCAAAAUUCUCAUCAGUUCGCUACAGGAUACACUGCGUGGCGUGGAAACGAAGAGUUACGGUGGUGGACGUAGAGAGCGUUCGAGGUCGAGAGACAGAGAUCGCAGCCACAGAAGACGUCGUGAAAGAUCAAGAUCACGGGAGCGCGAGUACAGGGAAAGGAGUCGUGAGCGCGACAGGGAUCGUGACAGAGAGCGUGACCGCGAACGGGAUCGUGAUCGUGACCGUGAGCGUGAGCGCUACUACAGCGAGCCAUAUCCAAGAGAACGAUCACGCAGCCGGGAGCGUGACAGGGAACGGGACCGAGAAUACAGGGAGAGAAGUCGAGAAGAAAGUACAACACGUCAGUCCACCAGGCCAAGAGUAAAGGAAGAGCCGCCCGAGGCGGCACCUGUCUCAUCUUCCAAGACAUCUAGGUAUUAUGACGAGCGCUACAGAGAACGUGAACGCGAGAGAGAACGGGAUGGAUCGAGCAGAAGAGCUGGCGAGCGAGAACGUGAACCAGAGCGAGAGCGAGAGCGCGAGAGAGAUCGUGAAAGGGCUGAUUCGUCUCAUCGUUCUAGACACUGAGACUCCACAGUUGUCAACAGUCGGGCGCCAAAGCCAACACCGAAACCAACAGCGAACCAGCAACAUUAACGACAGCCACGACAACGGCGGCGGCUGCAGCAACAGCGACUUCCAGCGACGGCGCCUACAUACGCUUCCACGCUUCCCAUCUCUCAACACAACACAAUCCAGCUAAAAGCUGUUCUUCAUCAACUAUACCUACCCUUCUCAAAUCUUCUAUUAGCAACCAAAGGACACCGACCGCACUCGAGCAUCUCGCUGAUCUCUGAUUUUAUGCUAAUUCUUUUCGAUGAAAGACACAUCGAGUGGACGACCAAGAAUCCCAAGAAUCAAUGGACAGAUAAGCAAGUAAGAGAUACUUCUAUUACGUUUCCUCCGCGUGUUUGCACUUGUGCAUCCAGCAUAGAGUUUAGCGAUUCGUUUUAUUCAGCAAACGAACGAUUGAUCAUUACUAUGGAUUUGUCAAAUAAAACAUUCUAGAUGUAUGAUUUAUAAUCAAUAAUUUAAUGAUGCCCUUCGCCUAUUUCACUAUUAUACUUAAUCUUUGAUGUCUCUGCAACGGCACUCGGUGAGUAUGCGAGUGUUUAUCUCUCUUAACAUUGUCUCCUUUUUUUAUGUAUUACGAUUAUAUAGUAUAUAACUGAGUAUAUACAAUGCGAUUGCUUUGCCAUCGAAUUGGAAACUCGAUCGAAGAUACAAACAAAUUGUAAACUUGCUUUUUAUACCUAUUGAUUGAUUGUAGUAAUAAAUUGAAUUGUCAGCAUCAAUUAACAAAUUUCCUAUCCAAUGGCAUUACUUUUAUCACUGUAGUCAUUAGCUGAGAAUGUGACAACUGAUUGUGAUCGUUGCUCUUGCUGUGUCCGAAAUCGUCUCGAUCAAUUUUUUUUUUAUUUUUGGUACUGAUUUUUGUUUUACUAUUUCCAUCGACACUACUGACUUUAUUUCAAAAUAAUUAGAUCUUAAGAGAGAGAAUCUUCCAGUGAUCCAGAUUAUCAAACAAAUAUUCUAAGAAAAUUUAGAGUGCACUCGACAAUAUUGAUGCGCAUGAUUGUUAUGGAUCAACUAUAAUAUACCACAUGUCCAAAUAACCAAUAAAAACUUUACCGAAAAGCCCGACAAACACUCGUUAUGUCGAAUGUACCGAGCAUCUUGGAUUAUAUUCGGCCAUGUAAAUAUUUAUUUUGUUGCAUUGCAUCGUGCGCUUUUUCCUUUACUGCUAAAUAAUUUUCUUAUUUAUUUUAAUGAAAUUUAAUAUUGUAUAAACUUUCAUCUCCAAAUUUUUAAAUUUCCUUUGUAAAUACAAACGCGCUACUUGUUGAAAUUACAAGUUCGGUUACAAUGAACACUGUCAUUAUAUUCUAAA
Phymastichus coffea is the source of this 3667-nucleotide messenger RNA. It is a transcript of the gene Cpsf6, whose product is annotated as cleavage and polyadenylation specificity factor subunit 6. Gene Ontology annotation, cellular component: mRNA cleavage and polyadenylation specificity factor complex. The transcript has 10 exons. Bases 127 to 2304 code for a protein of 725 amino acids. The record is from RefSeq and is a predicted model, not a curated record. Lineage: Eukaryota; Metazoa; Arthropoda; Insecta; Hymenoptera; Eulophidae. Gene Ontology annotation, molecular function: mRNA binding. Gene Ontology annotation, biological process: mRNA alternative polyadenylation.